This is a messenger RNA of Brassica oleracea var. oleracea, 714 nucleotides long. RefSeq lists its product as uncharacterized. The record is from RefSeq and is a predicted model, not a curated record. Gene Ontology annotation, molecular function: protein binding. Lineage: Eukaryota; Viridiplantae; Streptophyta; Magnoliopsida; Brassicales; Brassicaceae. Bases 100 to 630 code for a protein of 176 amino acids. The transcript is spliced from 2 exons.
AUAAGCUCUUAACGUUACUCUUCACUUGGCUUGCAGAGACAAACCUACUAGAACAUUCCUCUAGUCUUCUUCUUCAAAUCUCUCUCUCUCUCUCUAGAUAUGGUGACGAACUCCACAAUCAAAUUUCUCUGUAGCUAUGGCGGCAAGAUACUACCUCGUUAUCCCGACGGCAAACUCCGUUACAACGGCGGCCACACCCGCGUCCUCGCCGUCCCCCGCUCCGUCUCAUUUUCUGAAUUAGCGUCGAAGAUGGCGGAGAUGUGCGGAUCCACCGUCACCAUCCGGUGCCAGCUUCCUACGGAAGACUUGGACGCGCCCGUUUCGGUUACUUCCGACGAGGAUCUGGCGAAUCUGAUCGAAGAGUACGAUCUCGUCUCCUCGUCGUCGCCGAUGAAGAUCAGAGUCUUCUUAAAUCCACCGAAAUCGACGAUUGCGCCUCCGCCGUUAGCGUUACCGUCGCCAAAUACGUCAUCAUCUUCAUCGAGUCCUAGAUCUCCGUCGAUGUCGAAACCGCCGCUACCUCUGUCUCCGCCGAGGUUAACGACGGUGAAGAAUCAGUGUUACGGUUGUUACUUUCACCGAAAUUCGAGGAAUGUCUACCUCGUUCACAACGGGAAUCACUGGCAAUAACCAUACGCCUCCGAUCAGAUUCACAAAAAAUGGAAGAAUCGAAUUUAUACAUAAGAGAAAAAAAAGUUUUCGUUUAGAAAAAUG